Staurois parvus is the source of this 344-nucleotide messenger RNA. Lineage: Eukaryota; Metazoa; Chordata; Amphibia; Anura; Ranidae. The record is from the annotation of a GenBank genome assembly.
UGCCUUCCGUGGUUCAGCCUGGUGCCUCGGCACCCGCACUUCAGCCCUGAUGUCUCUACCCAGCCUGAUGUCUCUACCCAGCCUGAUGUCUCUACCCAGCCUGAUGAACUGAUCCAGCCUGAUGAUCCUAUCACGCCUGAUGACUCAGUGCCCGCUGUCAUGCCUGGUGACCCGAUGCCCGCUGUCGAGUCAGACAAUCCAAUGCCUGAUGACCCAGUGCCUGCUGCUCCGCCUGGUGGCCUGGGCGCCUGCUGCUCCGCCUGGUGGCCCGGCGCCCUGCUGCUCAGCCUGUGAUCCGGUGUCCAGCCCGAUGUGCCUCUGCCCGGAGUCCAGCCCGAUGUGCC